AUGCCUACAUCUGGAAUGUUCGACGUUUUUGCAGAACCAUCUGCCCAAGCCUUCAGUUUUCGUUUCCAUCGUUCGCCCCCUUCGUUGCCUUCUUCUUUCCAUCCGGUUCCAUUGUUCACCUGUUUCCUUGCCUUCUUCUCUUUUGAUUUGAAAAUCAAUCUCUAUCUAAAAGCUGUGCGCACGGGUAACGCCGCCGUCGGCGUACGUGGCACCGACACCAUCGUUCUCGGCGUCAAAAAGAAGUCCACAGCAAGCUCGGUCCAUCUCUCUCUCUCAAACAAUGUUUUUCUGUGCUUUGUUGAAAAUUUAGGGCAUACUUACUAA
Prunus armeniaca (apricot) is the source of this 324-nucleotide messenger RNA. NCBI's taxonomy places the organism in Eukaryota, Viridiplantae, Streptophyta, Magnoliopsida, Rosales, Rosaceae. The record is from the annotation of a GenBank genome assembly.